This is a messenger RNA of Amoebophrya sp. A25, 634 nucleotides long. Lineage: Eukaryota; Dinophyceae; Syndiniales; Amoebophryaceae. The record is from the annotation of a GenBank genome assembly.
CUCCGUAAAAUUAAUGUCACAGUGCUUCGGCUUCGCCACCUACAUGAAUAAAGAGACACUCUGAUUUAUGAGAAAGUAUAAACUGUAAAGUGUCAUGUUUUUGUUCCACAGCUGCAGUUGUGAGUAAGGUUUAUUGCGCAUGGAGGCAGGAAUAGAAGUAGUCAACGCAAGAAUCAAUGUUCUUCCGCCUCCUUCAUCAGUUGAACGAUUGUUCCCUAUGUUUCUAGCUGUACUGCUCAGUGUCACAUUUACUUAUGUAUUAUAUGUUCUUUCCUCAUCCUCUUUUUGUUCCCCAUUCAUACAACCAGAUGCAGCAACAUGCUUUGUUACGUAGAAAAGACUUCGCUCAUUCUUGUUUUGUUUGUCAUGAGGUAGUAAUAUCUAUCAAUCGGGGGCCGUCGGAGAAUUUUAGCCUUCUAGUUCUAGUGGGUGAGCGACAAAUAUACGCUUGUGUCGCUUUAUCUUAUGCUAAGUAUGUGCCAAGUUCAUCAUACAGUGAAAAUGAACCGAUGCAAAGGACCACUAUCUCAUGGGCCGACUUUUUGAACAAACUAGCGGGCAAAAGAUUGUAGGUCAUUUCGUUUUCAGUACUCCGUAAUAAGGGGUACACAGAUAGCGCGAAAGUAGAUGCUCC